Messenger RNA from Iphiclides podalirius (scarce swallowtail), 234 nucleotides. The record is from the annotation of a GenBank genome assembly. NCBI's taxonomy places the organism in Eukaryota, Metazoa, Arthropoda, Insecta, Lepidoptera, Papilionidae.
AUGUCGCGCGAUAAGGGCGACCCCAAGAUGAUAAUACGGUCGGAAUACUCGAGCGGACUGGCGCGUGAGACGACCGGUGGCUACUGCCAACGGACACCGCAAUCAAGGCUGCAGACAGAGGAGUGUAAGACGCUGCUUUGGAUAGAGGUCCACCCCGCGCUAGCCCGCAGCACCAUGUUCAUUGGCGUAACGUCUAGUUUGGGAAACGUAAAUUCACACUACGACUAUUUGAUU